Molecule: messenger RNA, 2032 nt
Organism: Malaya genurostris
Lineage: Eukaryota; Metazoa; Arthropoda; Insecta; Diptera; Culicidae
Gene: Rep
Product: rab proteins geranylgeranyltransferase component A
Exons: 3
Coding region: 110-1927 (605 amino acids)
Biological process (GO): protein geranylgeranylation; vesicle-mediated transport; small GTPase-mediated signal transduction
Cellular component (GO): nucleus; Rab-protein geranylgeranyltransferase complex; cytosol
Molecular function (GO): GDP-dissociation inhibitor activity
Source: RefSeq, a predicted model, not a curated record
AGCCUGGCAACGCUGCAGCCUUGUGAAAAAAUUGCUCAACAACGAUGUUUACAACUGAAACAGAUGUGUAAAUUUUUGGACAAUCUUCAAUUGUUAUUGAUACUAUAGUAUGGAGGAAGAUAUUCCGACAGAGUUUGACCUCAUAGUACUCGGGACUGGUCUCCCGGAAUCGAUCUUAGCUGCCGCCGCUAGUCGGAUAGGAAAAAGCGUACUACAUUUGGAUUGUAACGAAUAUUACGGUGGCUUUUGGUCGUCGUUCAAUUUUGAAAGUUUAUUGAAGUAUGCCGAUAUUUGCAUGAAUAGGAACUGUGCUAAAAGUGAAAUACACGAUAAAAGGCAUAAUUUUGUUCCACUGCAACAGUCCACCUAUGUUGAAAAUGUUAGCGAAGAAUGGUUUAAAUUUGAAGAAUUCGGAGACGUCAGUGGCUGGAAUAAGGAUAACAUUAUGAAAGAAUUUAGACGUUUUAAUGUAGAUUUAAUACCUAAAUUGUUGUAUUCUCGAGGAGCUAUGGUAGAGUUACUCAUAUCAUCGAACAUUUGUCGUUACGCAGAAUUUCGCGCUGUGGAUCGCGUGGCCACGAUUUGGAACAAUCGCAUAAUGACGGUACCGUGUUCCCGAUCUGAUGUGUUCACCAGCCGUGAUGUGAAUGUAGUCGAGAAACGACUAUUGAUGAAAUUUUUACAAAGUUGUGCUAGCUACGAAAACGAAGGUGGUGAUCAUAAGGACGAAGAUAUUGAGGGUAAAACGUUCCUACAGUAUUUAACGAGCCACAAGCUGACACCGAAUUUAAUCCAUUAUUUACUGUACACCAUCGCUAUGGGAAAUGACACGAUGAAUUGCCGUUUAGGUUUAGAAGGCGUGAAAAAAUUUUUACUUAGCUUAGGACGAUACGGUAACAGUCCGUUUCUUUUUCCUAUGUAUGGAUGUGGAGAGAUUCCGCAAUGUUUUUGCCGACUAUGUGCGGUUUUUGGUGGAAUUUACUGUCUUAAUAAGAGAGUAGAUGGUAUCAAUUUGACGCAAGCAACCGAAGGCAAUUGUCUUCGGUUUCAAUCACUUAACUGCAACCAGCAGAAGCUGAAAGCGCUGAAUCUAGUCAUUGGACAAGGAUAUGUAGAAGAAGGAACGUUCAUCGUGGAAGGUCAGCUGAAAUCAGACAACAAGAGGCAUUGUGGGAAGAUAGCUCGUGCAAUUUUCCUUACCAAUGUUCCUCUCGGUGGAGUACACGAUAAUACGGGCGGUGGUGGUGUAUCUUUGCUCAAACUUCCCCCAGUGGAAGGCCACGAAGAUGGGGCUACUAUAAUACAGUUGGCACAUUACAGUGGUACGUGCCCAACAGAUAUAUAUCUCAUACAUAUUACUACCAGAUCUGUUAGUGGUGACCCACGAGCAGAUUUAGAGCCUUACGUGACGCAAAUACUUCGAAAAGAUUGUCCUAAACUGCUAUCGAGGCAGAACAAGGAAAAAGAAAUUUGUGAAAAUAGCGAAGAAAACAACGUAUCUACUAUUCUCUACGAACUUUACUUUAACAUUCCAUCGUGUGCUGCUUGUCGGAAAGGGUUUUCAAUUGAUUCUGUUCCGAAAGGAAUUUAUUUAGCAUGCGGUCCCUUUGUUGAGUUGGACUUUGACGAAAGUAUAGCGCGUGCGAAAGCGUUGUUCAAAGAAAUUUACCCAGAGGAAGAGUUUCUCCCUCGUGCUCCUGAUUCUGAAGAAAUAAUUAUAGGAGAAGAGACUGACGAAGGUCAGGAAAUCACUUCCGGUGAAGAAGAUCAUCAUGAACCAAUGAAAAUAGAAAGCGGUUUUGAGUGUCAGGAGGGUGAUGCGGCUUCUGUUACACCAGGAGCACUUGUAGCAACCAGGAUUUCAGAUGCACAGGAAGCAAAAGAGGACGUUGUGGAGAACGCCGAAGAAUGUGUCGAGCAAAAAUAAUAAAAUUUCUUUCACAUCAUAAGCUUAUUACAUUAGUAGUGUCUUGCUUACUUCAUAUAUAUUUGUGAUAGUCGUAAAAAAAUAAACUCAGCGUUAUCGUUUAAA